AAUACCCUGACCGAAUAGUACUGGGUUCACACUCCCUACCUCCCUAUGAUCGACUCUUUGCGUGCCCUCCCGCUGAACCCACUGCACCUAUACCUAUGACCGAUGGAGGGAACCGUCCACCUCAACUCUGUACUGACAAUUCCUAGUAAUGCGCGCACGCGAGCGCCCUUUAAGCCGCGUUCGGCCGCCAAAGGAACUAGCAGCUACCAGCUGAGACAGUUUGCCGAGGCGACGCUGGGUAGCGGGAGCUUGCGCAAGGCCGUCAAGCUGCCCGAGGGGGAAGAUUUGAACGAAUGGCUCGCGGUGAAUGUGGUCGACUUCUACAACCAGAUUAACCUGCUCUACGGAUCCAUCACCGAGUUUUGCUCGCCGCAAUCAUGCCCCGAGAUGAAAGCGACCGAUGAGUUCGAGUAUCUGUGGCAGGACUCGGAGAAUUACAAGCGCCCGACCAAGAUGUCUGCUCCGGAGUAUAUCGAGCAUCUGAUGAGUUGGGUGCAGAGCAAUGUCGACAAUGAGCAGAUGUUCCCCAGCCGGCUGGGCGUCCCUUUUCCCAAAAGUUUCUCCUCCCUCGUUCGCCAGAUCUUCAAGCGCCUGUACCGCGUGUACGCACACAUCUACUGCCACCACUACCCCGUGGUGGUGCAUCUAGGCCUGGAGCCGCACCUCAACACCAGCUUCAAGCAUUACAUCCUGUUCAUCGACGAGCACCGGCUGGCGACUGGGAAGGACUAUUAUGGGCCGCUGGGAGAUCUGGUGGACAGUAUGAUCCGGAGUGAUUAAGCGGACAGGAAGAAUCGGCGUUCGGUGUUGGAGCAUCAUGUGGAACGGACAUCACAUAACUAGGUAUUAUUAUGAUUUUUAGCGUUAGUCGUCACGAACGUAGGCAAGAAUAAACAAGAUUGCACGAAACGAAAGACCAA
Aspergillus candidus is the source of this 920-nucleotide messenger RNA. RefSeq names its product Mob1/phocein family protein. Gene Ontology annotation, cellular component: cytoplasm; nucleus. Bases 103 to 780 code for a protein of 225 amino acids. The transcript is spliced from 4 exons. The record is from RefSeq and is a predicted model, not a curated record. NCBI's taxonomy places the organism in Eukaryota, Fungi, Ascomycota, Eurotiomycetes, Eurotiales, Aspergillaceae. Gene Ontology annotation, biological process: signal transduction; cell division; positive regulation of protein phosphorylation. Gene Ontology annotation, molecular function: protein kinase activator activity.